Molecule: messenger RNA, 4152 nt
Organism: Alosa alosa (allis shad)
Lineage: Eukaryota; Metazoa; Chordata; Actinopteri; Clupeiformes; Clupeidae
Gene: znf385b
Product: zinc finger protein 385B
Exons: 9
Coding region: 280-1995 (571 amino acids)
Cellular component (GO): nucleus
Molecular function (GO): nucleic acid binding; zinc ion binding
Source: RefSeq, a predicted model, not a curated record
UCUCUCUCCAUCUCUCUCUCUCUGCCCUCCUUUCUUUCCACGGCUCCACAAGUUGGAGGGGCAGCUGCCCAAAGACACCAUGCCACGCCACGGCACUCCGCGCUACGCCACGUAGGGGUGGAGCUCUUCUCACCCGUUCGGAGGGGCAGAGAGCAAGCACCUGCUCAGUCCAUGCCGCGUCGUGCUCUUCCUGAGUCCACUCGCUCAAAUCUCCCCUGACAUGACAGGAAUUCAGUGAGACGGUUAGCAUUAAUCGGUCUGUUGAGGACAAAAAGGAUAAUGUUGCAUCAGGACUGUAUGAAGACACCCCUGAGCCCUACGCAGUUCUUUGAGAAUGGUCGCCUGUGCUUCCCCUAUGGGGCCUGUGUGGAGGUGAAAGAGGUGCGGCCGGUCGACGGCCAGGCCGACAUGCAGCAGCUGCAGCAGCAGCAGGAGAAGAAGAAGCUGCUGUUUUCGCUGUGCGAGGUGUGCAACAUCCAGCUCAACUCGGCCGCCCAGGCCCAGGUCCACUACAACGGCAAGUCGCACCUGAAGCGCGUCAAGCAGCUGAACAACGGCGAGAUGCCGCCGGCGGUCAGCUCCGCGGCACCAGCCCUGUCCACCACACUCACGCUCAGCAGCAGCAAUAUCAGCAGCAGUGUUGGCACCAUUGGAAGCACAGGAAGCUCCUGCCAUAGCAACGCGCUUCCGGCGCUGGUGCGGACACCAUCGCUGAUGAUGCAGUCCACGCUGGACAUGAAGCCCUUCAUGCCCUUCCCCGUGGACGCCUCCUCGCCCGUGGGACUCUUCCCCAACUUCAACACGAUGGACCCCGUCCAGAAAGCUGUAAUCAACCACACAUUUGGAGUCUCCAUCCCUCCAAAGAAAAAGCAAGUGAUUUCUUGCAACAUCUGUCAACUUCGCUUCAACUCUGAUAGCCAAGCCGAGGCGCACUACAAAGGCAGUAAACAUGCCAAGAAGCUCAAAGCACAGGAGUCCACGAAACAUAAGCAGAAAAGUGCCGCAGCCGCUGCCCUGGACAGCGCAAAGACAAUCACCACCUCCUCCACCACCUCCACCACCUCCACCUCCGCUGUCACUGCCAGCAACUCUGACCAACCAGAGAAACUUGUGGAGUCCUCUAGUGCACAAAACCUAGCAUCUGUUCCUCCAAAAGCAUUUGUGCCCGCAUCCCCCUUGAUAGCGACGCCGACAGCCGCAGGAUGCGGCAAUGGCACAGCAAUGGUGGCAACGGCAGUGACCGGCUUCUUCAAGCCCGCUCUCGAACCAACGUCCGCCAGCUCUCCGUCAGAGACCGCUGCCGCGCAGGGACCCACUUCGCGGCGGCGUUCGCUGCUCUUCGCCCUAAAAGCCACGGCAUCAACGGCGGCCACGCCCACCGCCGCUGCAGAGCCCAGCACGGAGUCAGAGGAGGAGAAGGCCAAAAAGCUGCUCUACUGCUCCCUGUGCAAAGUGGCCGUCAACUCCCUCUCGCAGCUGGAGGCUCACAACACAGGUUCAAAGCACAAAACGAUGCUGGAGGCGAGAAGCGGAGCUGGCCCGAUUAAAGCCUAUCCCAGACCGGGAUCCAAACUUAAAACACAAGCCAGCACGGUCCUAAAGGGCUCGGGCUUACAGAACAAGACGUUCCACUGCGAAAUCUGUGAUGUCCAUGUCAACUCAGAAAUUCAACUUAAACAGCAUAUUUCCAGCAGGAGGCAUAAGGACCGAGUGGCAGGGAAGCCCCUGAAGCCCAAAUACAGCCCUUACAACAAGCAGCAGCGCAGCUCAACGGUCCUCGCGGCGAAGUUGGCUCUACAGAAGGACCUGGUGAAGCCCAUCUCCCCGGCCUUCAUCUCCAGCCCCUUCUGCCCGACCACAGUGCCGUCCAUUUCCCUGCACCCGCGGCCCAACACCUCCAUUUUUCAGACUGCCACCCUGCCCCCAUCCUUCCUGCGGGCUGCCCCAGGGCCCAUCCGUCCCACAACGGGAUCCAUCCUCUUCGCGCCAUAUUGAUCUCCCUUUUGACCCCCCCAGACAUACACAAACACACAGACACACACACACACACAGACACAAACACACACAUACAAUCACCAUACCCACUCCCACUUCAUCAAAGUGUCUGCUGGAACGCCAGUAGCAAUAUGGAGGAGAAACUGGCGCAAAGCAGAGAGAACUGCCUCUGUGACCUUCAUCUCAACACAGACAAACACACACACACACACAUAUACACACACACAAACACAUACACAUAGUCACACACAACUGCGCGGUGCACUGCAUAUCGGAUGUCCCCUCCACGCCACCUCUGCCUCUCCUCGCUGUCCGGCGACAGGACUGCGACAGCUGGAACAGCCGUGUAUUUAUUAAACCUGUUUCCCCCGUGACUGUCCGCAUCACCAUAAGCCCCGCCAGGUCAGCAUCCACUUGCCGAGGACUCUUCGUGUCGGAAAUCCUGCAGAGUACUACAAAAAAAAAAUCAAGAAAAGAAAAAGAAAAAAAGCACCGAACUGCUUCCUGAACGACUUGAAUUAUCAUGGUCUUCCUAUUCAAUUUAAUAGACAAACUCUGGAUACACGUAAAAAAAAAGUGUUGGAACAAGUCACAGAAAAGAAAAGCCCUUAUCAUGCGGGACAGUGCACAUUUUCAAUGGCUUGAUGUCGUCAGGGAGUGUGUAACACAGUUUUUGGCCUAUGUGCUGUCUUGUAUUGUGUUGUCAAUCACUUGUAGUUGAUGCUUCUCACCCCCCUUUUAGCAGUCUGGAUUCCGGACUUGUUCUGAUGUCGUGCUAUACUUCUCAUCCUAUGCCUCAGAAGAGAUCAAUAUGGAUAGCCAUACUUGUUCACCUGUUUACCAAACAAAGCAGACAGACAAAUGUUUUGUAACCAAGACAAAUCACACUCUACAGGUUUUUCUUUUAGUUUUUUUUCUCUCUCAGUGGUGAUGAAAUGGUUAUCAAAAGCUCUUUUCUAAAAAGAAAACGUGACGUUAAUGUUUCUCGUUGUCCAGCAGGAGAAUCAUGGGCCUUUCAUCUUACUGUUAUAUCCCUCAUUUCUAAUGAGGCUGCAUCGUUGGGCAGCUCUAGGAGGCAAUAAUGUACAGAACAUUGAAUAUUGUUAUUCUACAUAGUGUAUUUAAUGUUUACCUAAUGAGUUGCAAUACUAGUUGUAUUUUAUGAGAAUGGAAGGGGGGUGGGUGCUAAGAUAAAUAGCAACAAUUAUUUGUAUUUUUAGAAUUUGAGAGAGAAAUCCACAAUCACAGAGACAGAGACUUCUUUAUUAGACUGUGGAACAUCUCCGUAGUCCAUAGUAUAUAUGUGUGAGUCUGUACAGUCCAUAAGAAAUUAACAUUUUCAAUAAAAUAAUAUAUUUAAAUGAUUUGUUCCCAUAUUAUACUGUACAUUGCUUUUUCAUGAUUAAAAAAAUGCAUAUUUGAAUUAGAGAGCAAAGAUUUUAAAACAUAUAGUUUAUUAUAGGGCAGACCUGCUGAAGAUUAAAGGCAUGUUAAAUAAUAAAAAAAGAGUUAAUUUCGUAAAGGCUUCUGUGUGAGAUGUACAGUAUUUAUUUUCUGAAACAUUUUUUAUGAUGCAAUUGGUACAGGUAUUUCAUUCACUCUGCUUAGAGUUUGUGUGGGUUUUAUUUGUUUGUUAAAGUGUGUGUUUCUUUAUAUUAAAUCCCCUAGCGGUAUGCUCUUCUGUGUGAGUAUCUUAACUGUAAAGCCACGAGCUGUUCCAUCAUUCAAACUCGUCAAAAGCACUUUCCGACAGAAGGUAUGAACAGUAACUUGAGGGAUCGGUCCAGUCUGUGGUCCAGUCCACACACACACACACACAUGCGCACAAGUCAAAGGAGUCAAUGAAUGUUCUGUGUAAAAUCACAAGAAUAUGGUUAUUCAUUUUGUGUGGUUUCAGUUGGUGACACCUAAAAUAUACAGAAUACCGAGUAAUUCACGGUUUUCAAAACAGCUAUCAUUAUAUUAUGAUCCAGAGGGAACAUUUUUUUUCACUCAAUGAUGUUAGAAGUCUAAAGCAAUGGAAAGAUCACAUCAUCAUUACAUUUUUUGUCAGUCAAAUUAUUUAUUUUGAGUUUCAGAACGAUACAGUUGAUUGAUACGCUGAUGCAGUGUAGUUGACAUGUUUUUGAACCAUUAAAUGCAGCGACUGAUUCUUUA